Messenger RNA from Quercus lobata, 1941 nucleotides. RefSeq lists its product as uncharacterized. Gene Ontology annotation, molecular function: oxidoreductase activity. The transcript is spliced from 13 exons. The record is from RefSeq and is a predicted model, not a curated record. Bases 151 to 1740 code for a protein of 529 amino acids. Lineage: Eukaryota; Viridiplantae; Streptophyta; Magnoliopsida; Fagales; Fagaceae.
AAAAAUCUCACAGAUAAUUCUUUUUACUAAACUGUUAAGAACGAACAAAGAAAACCAGUUUCCUUUUGGCUUUGCUGGUCUAUAACUAUAAAAGCCGGGAAAGGAAACUGAAUAGUCGUUUAAAGCAGUUAGCUGACACUACAAGUAACAAUGUUGGCUUGUUCUUGGAGUGUUACCUCACUUGCACCAUACUUGUCUAACAGGAGAUAUGGAACUGGGUUUUGUUGUAAAGCUAUUGAUCUUCAAAGCCAUGCAAAUGGAGACCAAGAUAAUGAGAUAAAGAAAAAGAAGAAGAAGAAGGUAGUCAUUGUUGGCUCUGGCUGGGCUGGCCUUGGUGCUGCUCAUCACCUCUGCAACCAGGGUUUUGAUGUUACUGUUCUUGAAGGCAGUCCAGAAGAUGUUGGUAUACGUGGUUAUUGGUAUCCUCACCGAAACAUAUUUAGCCUUGUUGAUGAACUGGGAAUCAAGCCAUUCACAAACUGGAUAAAAUCUGCACAGUAUUCAGGAGAGGGGUUAGAGGUUGAGUUUCCCAUAUUCCAAGAUCUGCCUCAAUUGCCAACUCCAUUGGGAACCUUGUACUAUAGUCAAUUUACUCGGCUCCCAUUGUUUGAUAGGUUAACAUCACUUCCUUUAUUGGCUGCAGUAGUUGACUUUGACAACACUGACACAGCCUGGAAAAAAUAUGAUUCAAUUACUGCAAGGGAGCUUUUUAAACAGUUUGGCUGCUCAGAAAGGCUUUAUCGGGAUGUUUUUGGUCCAUUGCUUCAAGUGGGUUUGUUUGCUCCAGCAGAACAAUGUAGUGCUGCAGCAACUUUGGGGGUGCUAGUCUACAUCCUCUCCCACCAGAAAGAUUUUGAUAUGGUAUGGUGUCGUGGGACAGUGAAAGAAAAGAUCUUUGAGCCAUGGAUUGACUUCAUGAGGACUAAAGGUUGUGAAAUUCUGGAGGGUAGAAGAGUGACAGAUUUUUCCUUUAAUGAGGAAACAAGUUGUAUUUCAGAAGUAAUUUGUGGCAGAGAGUCGUAUAAUGCUGAUGCAGUUAUAUUGGCGGUUGGAAUUGCCAGGCUCCAAGAACUUAUCAAGAAUAGUGCAGUAUUACGUACAAGGGAGGAGUUUCUGAAGGUUUUAAACUUGGCUAGCAUUGAUGUAGUUACUGUUAAGCUUCAUCUCGAUAGGAAGGUUAAAAUCCCAAAUGCUAGUAAUGUUUGCUCUGGAUUUGAUGAUUCAUUUGGCUGGACUCUUUUUGACUUGAACGUAAUUCAUGAUGAGCACAAAGAUGAUCCAGUAACAGUCAUACAAGCCGAUUUUUAUCAUUCCAAUGAAUUCUUGCCAUUGAAGGAUGAGGACAUAGUUGCAAAAGUUAUGUCAUACCUUUCAAAGUGCAUCAAGGACUUCGAGUCUGCUUCCGUGGUGGACAAGGAGAUAGGAAGAUUGCCACAAUCUUUGACUCACUUUUUUCCAGGUUCAUACAAGUACAUGAUGCGUGGAGCUACAUCUUUCUCAAAUGUAUUCAUGGCUGGAGACUGGAUUAUAAACCGACAUGGUUCCUGGUCACAGGAGAAAUCUUAUGUCACGGGGCUUGAAGCUGCCAACCGGGUAGUAGACUAUCUUGAAGAAGGAAGCUUUGCUAAAAUAAUACCAGUAGAGGAAGAUGAACCUCACAUUGAAGCGCUUCGCAUCCUGAACAGGCGCUUCAAUGAGUUUAGAGACCAAGUUCCAUUGUCCAAUUUUUUGCUCCAGUGAACCUGUAAUUGAGUUAUUUGCUAUGUUUUAGAGCAUGUACUUCUUUUUCAUAAUGUUUACAAGGAUGCUACUGCAUGCCCAUUUUGAUUAGCUUUAGGACGUGUUUGGUUCACUGUGAUGUUACAUAAUGCCAUAAUAUUACAUUAUUGUAAUAUUACAUUAAUGUAAUCUCAAUACAAGAAUAUAACGUUACAUUGUUUA